Messenger RNA from Ficedula albicollis (Collared flycatcher), 2147 nucleotides. It is a transcript of the gene UCK2, whose product is annotated as uridine-cytidine kinase 2. The record is from RefSeq and is a predicted model, not a curated record. The transcript has 6 exons. Gene Ontology annotation, cellular component: cytoplasm; cytosol. The annotation marks the transcript as partial. Gene Ontology annotation, molecular function: ATP binding; kinase activity. NCBI's taxonomy places the organism in Eukaryota, Metazoa, Chordata, Aves, Passeriformes, Muscicapidae.
CUUGCUGCUGAUGUGCUUCCUUUGCUAUUCCUUUCCCAGUCAUCAGUGUGCUCCAAGAUUGUCCAGCUGCUGGGCCAGAACGAGGUGGACUAUCGCCAGAAGCAGGUGGUGAUCGUGAGCCAAGACAGCUUCUACCGGGUCCUCACCUCGGAGCAGAAAUCCAAGGCACUCAAAGGCCAGUUCAAUUUUGACCACCCAGAUGCCUUUGACAACGAGCUGAUCGUGAAAACGCUCAAAGAGAUCACAGAAGGGAAGACGGUCCAGAUUCCUGUCUAUGACUUUGUCUCCCACUCCAGGAAAGAGGAGACGGUGACCGUGUACCCUGCUGACGUGGUGCUGUUUGAGGGCAUCCUGGCCUUCUACAGCCAGGAGGUGCGGGACCUGUUCCGCAUGAAGCUCUUCGUGGACACGGACGCAGACACCCGGCUGUCCCGCAGAGUGCUACGAGACAUCAGUGAGCGAGGCAGGGACCUGGAGCAGAUCCUAUCUCAGUACAUCACCUUCGUCAAGCCUGCCUUUGAGGAGUUCUGCUUGCCGACCAAGAAAUACGCUGAUGUGAUCAUUCCCAGAGGAGCAGAUAAUGAAGUGGCCAUAAACCUGAUAGUGCAGCACAUCCAGGACAUUCUGAACGGAGGACUCAGCAAACGCCAGAGCAACGGGUACCUGAACGGCUACACUCCCCCGCGCCAGCGGCAGGCCUCAGAGUCCAGCAGCCGGCCCCACUGACCCGGGCAGAGGCCACGGCCCCGCGGCCCCUCUGUACAUACUGACCACUCGUUCCCCCUUAUCUAUUUAAGAAACCAGACGGAGACGAAUGCCUUUAAUUUUGUAUGUUCCGAUUGCCGAAUGGGAAGCAGCCGGUUGCUCGGGAGCCCGGACCACCCUCAGCUCCCGGCCUUGCUCGAUAACUCCUCCAGCACGGAACCGGCUAUAAAUCUCUAUAAAUAUAGAAUUGCUCUAUUUUUGUGUAAAUGCAGAAUAACGGAAAAUUACUUGCCAGGCUCAGUGUUGCUGGGAGGGCCUGGGACUGGGACAGGGGCUCCUGGGAGGUGUUGGUGUCAGGAUCUUCACCUCAAAGGCGGUAAGGAAGGAAGAACUGUGGUGUCCAUCCUGGGAAAGGGCAGUGGCAGUUUGAGUGUGGCCUGAGUGUUACACCUCAACUGGGUUUGUCUCUUCCUACCGUUGCUGUUCAGGUCCAAGCAGCCUGGUUUUGGCUGGCAGGUGCUGCACAGUGCCUUUGGCAGCUGAGAGAAUGAUGUGGAGUAUCUCCCCCUGACUCUCUGCAGCUCCAAGUCUCAGCCUUUCAACAGCAUCCCAUUCUGUGCCUGACACCCCCUUCCCACCACAGGUGUGGGGCUGCUGCCACACCCUCCAGCCAGGACCUGGAAGGUGGUGCUGGGUAUGUGGCCAUAUAAACACAGCCUUUUUAGUAGUCUCAGUGCCUGGCUCGUGUGGGGGCAGCAUGGGGAUGCCUUCAGCCCCUCUGGAGCUUGGUGGCUGUGUCUGGUGGCACUGUUAGUUGACCCUGGGCUGAUAUGCCUGGAGGCUGGCUUGCAGGUCAGAGGUGUGUCUCAUUCCUCACUUGAUUUUGCUCUUGUAUGGGGGAUUUUGGGGUUUAUGAGGUAUGGUUAAGGGACAACCAGCCUCUUCUAAAAGAAAGGGGCAAUGGCUGAUAAAAGGCAGCUGCUGAGCUGCCUUUCUGAAGGGCUCAGCAGUGUGUAGUGGUCCCUGGACUGCCUUGCAUCCCCAUGUGGGACAUGCACAGGUCCCAUCUGUGUAGUGUGAAACUGGCUGCCCAGCAAUCCUCUGCUCCCUGUUUUUAGUAUCCUGUGUCCCUUUCACUGUCCUGGGGAGGACACUGUCCCUGCAGUCUGCUGUCCCAAGGGUUGCCCAGGGUGAGAGUUAGUCUCCCCUAACCUGGUGGUGCUACAGCAGCCAUGUCCAGAGGGGCCUGGUGGGGUUAUGCUGCAGAUUGAGGGAUGCCUGGAGAGGCCCCCUGCAAGGUGGGGCAUUUUGGCUGGGACAAGGGCUUGGUGGGAUGGUAUCCAGCAAAGAUCCUUCAGCUACUGCUGCUAAGACUGACUUGCCCUACCAAACCCAAAAUUUCACAGGCAUUCCACAAGGCCCUCAGCCUUGCUCCCUCAUGG